UCAAGGAAGAAUUAGUAUAGGAUAGCUAUGCUUAUUGAAACAUCAUGACCAGUGAUCAGUGGGACUGUCCCAGGGGAGACACCUGUAAUAUAAGAAGUGGCUAACAUGUAUUUACAGGAAAGUAGCUCCCACACAAAAGGGAGGAGCUACUCAUAUCACCACUGAUAAGAAGAGGCAAAGAAGGAAGAGAAAUAAAGUUAAAAUGGCAGGUAACGAAAUCGAGAUGGAUGAAGAGUUAGAUCUUUUGGAAAAGAUGAAAGCAGAAGCCAAAACCAAUGAAGCUCUGGCAAUCGUAAUGUGCAUGGAUAAUCUAAGCAAAGGUCUGUCAGCAUCAAUUGUUAGCAUAGCUGGGGAGUGCUAUGCUCAGGAAAUGAUAGAUGAAGAUAUCUAUGAUUGGAUGUUUGAUGGUGAAUGGAAACCUGACAAUGCAAGAGCUCAGUUACUUGUCAGAUGCAUUGAAAAAAGGUUUAAGGAAUAUGAAAGGGAUGGAAUGAAUAUUGAAGCAGCACUUGAAAGUUUAGCAGAAGUGAUAAGAAAAGAAGCCAGUUAUGAAAAUAUAGCUAGGCUAGUAGAUAAUUGCAAAACUGCCAAAGAUUUUAGAAAAAUCUCCAAGAGAAUAUCCACUGGCAUCACAUCAUCUCUAACUACCAUUGCAAUGGGAGCAGUGGCCAAAGGAAUAAUCUCUUAUUCCGAGUGUGUGGCAUGCACUCAAGGAGAUGCUAGUGAAGAGGCUAGGCGUACACAACUUGUCCUCCAGCAAAUAUUCCAUGGAGCAGCUGAGAACCCUGAUGUACUAUACGACUUUAUGAAGAUUCUUGAGGAUAAAGGAAAACCAAUUAGCAACCAAUGUGAUGGAAUAAGAACGGCACUGUCACAGUUGUCAAUAAAUACUGGUCUAGAGGAUACAGAUGGUGGAAGGUGAAGAUGAACAGAUGAAAACAUCGCCUUAAACUGAUAUUAACUUUGUUAAACUUUCUAUAAAUAAAUAUAUUUUUCUACUUUAAAAUGAAA
Messenger RNA from Amphimedon queenslandica, 1011 nucleotides. RefSeq lists its product as uncharacterized. The record is from RefSeq and is a predicted model, not a curated record. Lineage: Eukaryota; Metazoa; Porifera; Demospongiae; Haplosclerida; Niphatidae. The transcript has 3 exons. Gene Ontology annotation, molecular function: odorant binding. The coding region runs from base 203 to 922 and encodes 239 amino acids.